AUGAAAGAGAAAGUUGAGGACAGUCAAUUUACUCAACAAAAAAAUAAUCGUACUUCACAAUUAUUUGAUGAGAAUCAACAAAUAAUUAGACAACUUAAACUUAUAUCACUACCUGAAAAUUUUGUAUCAAAAAAUCAAAUUAAAUCUUUAGUUAGUCAAGUUAAUGAAGGUUAUGAAACCGAAUCAAAUGGUAAAAUAGAAUUUCUAGUCUGUUAA
Didymodactylos carnosus is the source of this 216-nucleotide messenger RNA. NCBI's taxonomy places the organism in Eukaryota, Metazoa, Rotifera, Eurotatoria, Philodinida, Philodinidae. The record is from the annotation of a GenBank genome assembly.